Molecule: messenger RNA, 5122 nt
Organism: Linum trigynum
Lineage: Eukaryota; Viridiplantae; Streptophyta; Magnoliopsida; Malpighiales; Linaceae
Source: the annotation of a GenBank genome assembly
GAUGUUUGACCGUUAACUUGAACGGUCAAAUGCGUUGACUAAAAGUCAACGCGCCACGUCACUGCCACAUCACUGCCAAGUCAGAAGAUCUGAUAAAUAUUUAAUUUUUUUAUUUUUGGUUUAACUAAGGUAUUAGAUAAUUUUUUAAUUUAUAAUAACUUAAAAUUAGGGAAUGUAUAGAAAUUGUGAAUUAUUUUAAAUAUUUUAUGCUGACUUGGCAUUGACAUGGCGCGUUGACUAACGGUCAACGCGUUUGACCGUCUAAGUUAACGGUCGAAAGUCGGAUUUGGCCAAAUUGUUUAUUUUUGUGUAUAGUUCAGGCCAAGAUGUUAUAAUCGAAAAGAUUGAUCAGGAUAUUUAUUUUGGUCAAAGUUCAGGGCAUACGAAAAUAUUAAUUUUUUUACACAUUUUUUACUGUUUGUGAUAAUUAGCCCGGUUCUAUUCGACUCGUAUUAUUGUUUCUGGGCAGACGUUCAAUUUUAACCCGUCUUUUCCUGGCGUCUUAAACCCUUGGGACUUGGGAGGUUGCAACGAUCUGCAAUUGCGACUUCUAUCUGGGGCUUUAGAUUUGGAUGCUUGCAACAGCUGAGUGUAUAAACUUUCAAGAGCAAGAGAUUUCACCGCUAAUUCUAGAGAUCGACACUAUCUUAGAGAGCGGGAGCUAUGCUGGCCAGAAGGUUUGUUUCCGUGUUCAAGGGCUCCCAAAGAUCGCUACUUUCCAGUGCUGCGAAGCCGGCAGAGGAAGGCAAGAGCGAAGCAUCAUCAUUUGGACGUAAAGCAGUCUCCUUUGUAUUGAUUACUGUUACGGGUGGUGUUGCCUUGAGCGCUCUGGACGAUCUCUCUAUCUAUUAUGGCUGCACCAGAAAGGCAAUGGAGAGAGCAAACAACAACGAGAAAAUUAAAGUAGCUCUCGGUGAACCAAUAGCCAAAGGGCCAUGGUACAGUGCUUCCCUUGCAGUAUCUCACAGAAGGCAAUCUGUUUCUUGUUCAUUUCCUGUCGCUGGUCCACGUGGAAACGGAGUCGUGCAGAUGAAAGCUGUUCGUGGCGGAGAUGACAACUGGUUAUCGUAUCUACUCCCUCGAGACUGGGAAAUCCUCAUAAUGGAUGCCCUGGUUAACAUUCCAAGCAAUGAAGAGAAGCAGCAAACACAGCGAAUUAGUCUGUUGGACAGCUCUUCGGCAUGUCAGCCAUGCACGGCUUGCCCCCGGACCCAGAAACCAGAAACCAAAUGAUCAAAUAUCAAAGUGAGGAUGACCCUUUCUUACCAGAAACAAAGUGACUUUUUUUACAGGAAGGUUGCCCUUGUAUUCUAUUGGUUCUCUUCCUUUCAGAUUUUCUCAUUUGUUAGCAAAAGGAGAGAAAACAUAAGAGUUCGGCUGAAGCUACGAAUGAAGGGAUUGAGUUAAAGGUGUCCUUUCAAAAUCACAGAACAACUGGCGGUUGGGAUAAUGGAAUACUUCCUCUUUUUUUCCUUGUUUUAUUCUUUUUUGUAUCUGCCUGCUGAAUUUACCUGUGAGGCUGUGACAGUGCGGCCAAUGUUGUUAGCGUUUUUGUUUGGAGAUUGUUUGGUGAAGCAAGCAAUAAAGGAACGAUCCUGGUUCAAAUCUUCGUUGCAGCGUAUCAUUUUGAGGGAAUUUUUUUUUGGUGGCAUUCAAUAGGUUUGUAAAUUCGAAUUGUCUGCCUCUAUCUUCUUCACAAAUUCAUGGUUUUAGUGUGUUUGAAGAGGAGCAGCAAAACGUUUUGACCAUGAAAAUAGUACGGACACCAAAUUGGCAUGUCAUUAAAUUCACCACUCAAUCUUUCAUAAUUUUGAUCCCAGUUUGUAAUCCUAAAAAAUAUGAAAUUAGGGUUGUUCACAAGUUUUAGAAACAUGAAAGGAUAGGGGUGAAGGAUUAAAUGUCGCUAUGAAGACUACCAUUGGGAUUCCGCACAUCUGUCGUUGAGGAAUUUCAACUGAAGCAUAAUGAAACUGUCGCAAUAAGGAAUGAGAUUAUUUUCGAUCACGAGUAACAAAGGUCAAAAGUUAAUACCAUAUGAAAAUUGAUUUAAAAGUCAGGAUAAAAUCGUCUUAGACUUUUGUAGCUGUGUAGAUUUUAAAGAGUUGUGCAAAAUAAAAAUAAUUGCGUCAAUCGAAUAAUCGAGCACAAUAUUAGCAACUUAAAAAGUUUGACCGUAUAUUAGGUGAAAAUGAUGAGACCUCUAACGAUUUUGUGACAAACUUGUUGGGAUUGAUAGCGAUUAUGCCAAAUCAAGUGGAGUUGCAGCAAUCCAAGUAAAAUCACUAUGGAUUCCAACAAUUUUGCUCAAACUUAGGUAUUCUGGAAAAAUUUAAUAACAUUUUGUUUUUUUACAACUAUUUUGAGUAACUUUUUUAGAAAGUUGUGAACUAGGAAAACAUCCAAACAACUAGGAAUCAGAGUGGAAAAUCCGGGAAAAGUGUUAAUAUGUGGUAUAUGAUAUAUGAUUGACUCAACAACUCGAGUUAUCGGGGAUAAACUGGUUCACGUAGUUUAGGUAAACUCAACAACCCGAACCUGGCGCGAGCGAGGGGUUUCUGGAAGAAGCGUUUAAGACCAAAAGGUCCAAAAGCGAAAAUAGUGGAGACUGUAGAGUAGCCGAUCUUGGAGCAGGGGCUUAUUGAUUUUGGAUCUGUAGCCGAUCGAAAACUUCACGCCGGUUAACCGGCAGUGCUCUGGGCUACCGGACGGCGGUCGGUGAGAAACGCUUCGUUAUCCUUAUUCCUUUUCUCCUUUCGCAACAAAAUUGGUUGUUAAUCGUAGAUUGACGAAUUACACAGAAUCUCCGUAAUUCUAUUCCAUUUUCUUCCCUUUUACUUCGUGUAUACGCAUCAAUCGUGGUUAACAGAUUCCCAAAAUUGUUUGCUGUGAUUGCUGCUACUUAUUUUGUUCUGUGUUCUUAUCAGUUGCUUUGAUCCGAUAUAUGAGCUGAGGCAACUCAAGUCCGGCGAUGGCAGACUUACCAGGUUACGUGCGUUCUUGCUUGCAAACUGGUCACCUUGCUAUGCUAGCUAUUCUCGUUUCGGGGGGAAUUGUGCUCCAAGUCCUGGUCAGUAGCACUCUGAAUAUUUUUGCAGAAUGGAUUCUUUAACCAAAUGCUUUUGAGGUGGCCAUACCAUAGCUUCUCUUAUGAUCAUUUUUUUGACAUGGCAGGCGUGUGCUCUGUACAAUAAUUGGUGGCCAAUGCUGACUGGUAAGUGAUAAUUGAAGAGGAUUGCUUGAACAUCUCUCCCAGUUGACGAACACGACCAAUCCGCCAUGACCUUAAUUUGAUUGCUUAUUUCUCCAGUCGGUGUGUCAGUGAAUGGUAGAAUAGUUACGGACGAAAAUGCAUUUCGCUGAAGGAAAUGCAGUAUUCAUCAAAUGUCUUUGCCUACUGGAUGCUACGAGUACAUGAUUUUCGAGAAUGCUCACAUGCUAUAUUAGUUAUGUAAUGUUGUGAAUUCCUUAUCUGCUGCAUUUAGAAGGAAAAAAAACACAUCAAAUUUGACGUCAGCUAGCACCGUAUGCUGUUCUAGAAGGGACUUGAUGUCAGUAAGCUGACUUCGCAUCAUCGUUGGUUCACAUUCCUCAAACUGCAACUGUUCGAUAUGCUGACGGUCUAUACGUGCAACUCCCCAUUUGCUGUUUAUGUGGAUCGAUGAUGAUUUCAUCGGCUCAUAGUUAUAAUCUUCCUUCAAAGUUUGAAGGGCCGACACAACCAGCGUUCUAUAACCUCGUAAGUUCUUGGCUUCUUGCAGUUGUGAUGUAUGUGCUUCUUCCAAUGCCCUUGUUGUUCUUUGCUGGCUCGGAAUCUGUCUUUCAAGAAUCUGAUAGCAGGUAAUGUUCCAUAUCCCCUGCUUUCAAGAGAUACCCACGGUCUGAGAUGCGCCAAUUCGAGCUGCAUAUUGAACAUGGGAUUAACCAACCUGUUUCUGUGGCUAAUGAUGAACAAUGAACAGCUGGAUGAAUGCAAGCAAGUUUUUCACUGGAGCAUCUACUGUUGGAAGUAUUGCCAUACCGGCAAUCUUAAAGCAUGCUGGCAUUAUUGGGUAGGGAGCACUGGCAAUGGAACUGUCAUCAUUUUUCAUAUUUGUGAUAGCCAUAAUGUGCUACAUUAGCAUAUAUGAUGAAGAUGGCUAUAGUAGUAUGCUUUAACUUGAUUGGCGUGCAGAAAGUGCUGAUUCGAUGCCUAUUAAGACUCCGUCGUUCUUGUUAAGGUGUGCCUAUAUUGUUUCUGCUGUUUUUCAGUUUGUGGAGUUGCGUUAUUCUUUGUCCAUAACUUUGUUGGGUAAAGGGUCAGGCUGUUGCAUCGGAGUAAAUGUAUUGAUAUUUGAGAAAACAUGCAUGUAUCUAAUAUAUGUAAAUCCAUUUCCAGUCUCAACAAUCAAAGCCUGAAUCCUGUAUAUAAUUGUUAGAGAGUACUUUUGGGCACUAGUAUUAUUUUGUUUCGUUAAAUGAUAUAAUUUACAAAGCUAUGGAUCAUAUUGUAAUUGUCUCAAAUGAGAUAAAAUUUGUGUUUUUCCUAGUUUUAGCAAGUUCCUAUACUCACAUGAGGUAAUUUUUUAUGUUAAUCUAUUUGAUCAUUUUCUCCAUUGACAUUAGGGAAGUUGCUUUGAAAUUGUCCUUAUCAUCGAGGUUACUAGGAAUGACAAUGGAAUAGGUUCGGGGCGGUAUCUGGGACAGGCCCGAGGUGAAUAUCUUGAUAUCCAUACUUGCACCUUGCCAUAUCAGAUUCAGGUUGGAUAAUUUAUUACUCAGUGCGGGUUGGGACAUAUAAGUAUGUAAUUUAAUUGGAAACCAUUAAAAAUAUUUGUUUUUUCAUUAAAUUCAAAAAUAAACUAUAAUAUGAUAAAUAUUAGGGUUAAUACCCUGGUUUGGCCCGAAGUUUAGUGUAAGUGACAAUUCUGGCCUCAUUUUUUAAAUAAGACAUUUAUGGCCUACUUUUGAAAUUAUUGGACAGAUUUGGCCCGGAAUUCUCUUUGACCGUUAAUAUUGACAGUCAAACACUAUUCUGUUAAUGACUCAGCAAAAAAUAACUGAUGUGGCAUGCCUCGUCAUUAAAUAAUUUUUUUAAUUUUUUUAUUUAAUUAAAAUUAAAAGUUAACAAAUUAAAUAAAUCCCU